AUGGAAGCCUCCGUAGGGGAGGUAAGGAAAAUAGUGAAAACUGAUGUGCCAAACGCCGCCCAUAGACCAGAGGCAGCCCAUACAACAGUGAUGAAAUUAAAUCAAGCCAACUCUUUUGAAUCCCGGAGCAAGGCCGAGGACGCCGACUCGGAAGAGACCUUGGAGUGGCCGGCGGUUGUCGUGGUCGUGGAAGAGGAGCCCUGA
Miscanthus lutarioriparius is the source of this 204-nucleotide messenger RNA. Lineage: Eukaryota; Viridiplantae; Streptophyta; Magnoliopsida; Poales; Poaceae. The record is from the annotation of a GenBank genome assembly.